AUAGACAAAGGCAGACACAUUUGUUACAAAAUCAGAUCUUUUGAAGGAAGGUUACAUUUACUUUCAACAUAAACAUUACUACAUUGUUACACAAUGCCCGUACACGUGGAAUUGACGCUGGAGGAGCUGACCAGGAUUGCUCUCGGGGUGCCAGAGCUAACACACACCAAUGUGGCCGUGCUCCACAGUCUGAUUAAUGUGCUCCUUAAGAAACUCAACUGCCAGAAUGAUGUGGUCAGUAUCAGUGGCCUCGAGGGCAAGUGCAUGGAGCGAAUCCUAGAGCAGUCCAAGAUCUCCCCGCUGCCCUUCGAUGUGCAGACUAUUGUGCCCAUCUCUGAGCAACUGGACAAGGUUGAGAUGAUGGAGCAGCGCAUACGGCAGCUGGAGACCAAGCUCGAGUGCCAUUUCAAACAGAUUCGCAUCUGCAACAAGGCCAAGGACCAGAAGUUAAGAGUCCACAAUGCCGAGCAGUACGCCUCGCCCUGCGAGGAUCUCUGCACCACCUGUGACGAGGACAACAAGAUCGCAUGCAGCCUGCUGGCCAACGUGGACUUCAUGAAGAAACUGAUGAGGUUCAUAGCCACCCCGAUCCUUGAUCAGAUGGAGCAGAUGAGCCGGAAGCUAGAGAGAUUCUAUUUGACCCUGCAGGAGUUCCUCCGGGAAACUGAGGCACUCUUCAAACGCCUGGAGCUGGUCAAGCAGUGUGUGGUGGAGAUCGAGGGCAUCAGGAAACUCGUCCAGGAGUACAACUUGACCUUUAUCGGAACGAUGGAGGAGUUGCAGGACAUGCUGGACAGCAAGCUGGACAAGGUACACAUGCCGGCGCUGAAAAAGUACAUUCGCGACCGCUUCGACGACCUCGAAGGCCGACUGCACCGCCUCGAGGACAAGGACGAGUGCCCACGGGCAGCCGGCUUCAUUAACACCGGCAUCACGUGCCUCUCCUGCACCAGCAAGCGGGUGGGAGUGGAUGUCGGUCCCCAGAUCAUUGGCGUCCUCCCGGAUGCUCCUCUCCGGCACAGCAAAAACGGGCCGGUCAACUGCCAGAAGAGCGUGGUGUGCCGCGCCGUGGAGAAGGAGCCCUCGCUGAUGGUGCGGGUUAAUAAGUUGGAUCUCAGUGUCCUGGCCGAGCGACUCAGCCGCCCGGCCACGGACAAGGUGUGCAAGCUGCCAGAGGCUAAUGACGUCCUCUAUGGCGUUCGAAAUUCCUGUGUGUCCAAUCUCGGCAUACAGUAACACCCAUGUUUGUUCCAAAUCGAUUCGUUUAGCCAGUAAAGCAUAUGCGGCCCCUCUCAAGGCCUUUUCCGUUAAGCCGCAUAAAAAGUG
Molecule: messenger RNA, 1326 nt
Organism: Drosophila serrata
Lineage: Eukaryota; Metazoa; Arthropoda; Insecta; Diptera; Drosophilidae
Source: RefSeq, a predicted model, not a curated record